CUAUAGAUAUACGAUGCGUGGCUGCGCCCGCGUUCUAACGUCUCAAUAAUAAAUCAGUGCGUUGACAGCAGUCUCGUGUUUCACUCGCGUCCUGUGCUCCUAUACUUACCAGUGGCGACUUCUACCCGCGUUUGUAAGAAAUAAAAAUGGCCGGUGCAAAUUUCGGAUUUAUUUCAAAUUUUGAUCACAAUCUUCAGACUUGGAAGAUAAUAUAUAAAUGCAGAUUGGAGCAGUGGUUUAUUGCAAAUGAUGUCACGGACAAGAGCAAAAAACGGGCAAUUUUGCUCAGCGCACUCAACGAGGGCACCUACAAACUCGCAGCGGACCUGGCGCUGCCCAAGGAGUUACAGAACGUGCCAUAUGAGGACAUUGUGGACGUCCUCGACAGCCACUUCACCCCAAAGCAGGUCGGGUUUAGCGAGCGCCAUCAGUUUUACGCCGCUACUCAACAGCCGACAGAGACGCCUGCACAGUGGGCUGCCAGAUUACGGGGCCUGACCGCGCAGUGUGGGUUCAGCAACGUCGAGGAAGCCCUACGUGAUCGCUUCAUAAUGGGAAUGCUGCCGGGAGCCGAGAAGGAGAAGAUGUACGUGCAGGGGCUGGCAGAGCUGACGCUUGCCAAGGCCGUGGAGCUGGCGGAGAGCAUGCGCAGCGCACGCGCCGCCGUCAGCAGCGCCUCGGCUGCGGGCUCAGCGCCGCCCGCGCCGGACCAGCUGUACAAGAUUCGUCGAGACGGCUCCGUCANCGGUUGUUAAAAUCUCGCUCCGGUGCAAACCUCUAAUGCGAACCACAAGGCGGAAUCGUGUCGUUUUGCCAACUAUACCUGUAGGAAGUGCAAUAAAAAAGGUCAUUUGCGUCGCGUGUGCAAAAAUGUUAAUUAUGUUGCUACAAAUCCGAGUGAGGUAAAUGAGGGCGGCGAAGACGACGACGGUGAGUUAUUCAACAUACGUUCUUAUAGAGGCGAACCACUAGUUGAAACGGUGUGCAUUAACGGUAAACAUUUAAAAUUCGAAAUUGACAGUGGAUCGGCGGUUACAGUCAUUUCAGAGAGUACCUACAAUUUGCAUUUUAAUAAUAUACCGUUAGUAACGACUAAAAAGAAACUUGUUAGUUAUACAGGCGAAAUGUUAGGUUGCGCUGGAAUAAUGUGCUUACCGCUGCAAUGGAGUGGGCGAACGCGCUCACUCAACGUUUACGUAGUGCGCGGCGGCGGGCCGCCGCUUCUCGGUCGCGACUUCAUUUCCCAGUUUGAGCUACAGCUGACUCCGGUUAAUUAUUGCGAACAAAGUGAUGAUGUUUUAAAGCAAGUUCGCAGUCGUUAUCCCGCCUUAUUUUCAGGGACAUUAGGAUGUUUCAACAAAUACAAGGUUAAAUUAACAUUGAGGGAAGGUUCUAAGCCCAUUUUUUGUAAGGCUCGGCCGGUAGCGUUUGCGUUGAGAGAUAAAAUUGAAAGUGAAAUUGAUCGGUUGGUUGGAUUAGGGGUGCUCCGGCCGAUAGAACACUCAGAAUACGCGUCACCAAUCGUACCGGUACUUAAACGCGAUGGAUCUGUUCGUAUGUGCGUGGAUUACUCAGUCACUUUAAACAAACAAUUAGUGGUUGAACAAUACCCACUUCCAACUAUAACUGAGCUAUUUUCUAAACUUUGUGGGGGGCAACAAUUCACAAAAUUAGAUUUAUCAAUGGCGUAUAAUCAAUUUUGUCUAGAUGAGACGUCACAACCCCUAACGUGCAUCAAUACGCAUCGCGGUUUGUUCGCUUAUACGCGUCUAGUGUUCGGGUUGACCAGCGCGCCGGCUAUCUUUCAGCGCGCCAUGGAAAAUCUACUUUCAGGCAUUAGCGGCGUCCUAGUACUACUUGAUGACGUUUUAGUGACUGGUCAAUCCCAGUCAGUCCACCUAGAUAGGUUAAAUAAAGUGUUACAACGACUGCAGGACGCAGGAUUAACACUACAGCCAGAAAAAUGCGAUUUCUUUAGAGAUGAAAUAGGUUAUUUAGGCUACGUGAUUAACAAAGACGGGUUAAAAAAAUGUCCAGAUAAGGUAAAAGCAAUACUAGAAGCACCAGUACCUACAAAUAUAAAUCAAUUGCAGUCAUUCUUAGGAUUAGUUAAUUAUUAUAGGUGUUUUGUCCCUGGAGCAUCUUGUAUAAUGAGUCCGCUGUACGAGCUUUUAAAAAAGGGUUGUAAAUGGCAUUGGUCCAGUAGGGAAGAUGAGGCAUUUAAUACUAUAAAAAAAUAUUUGGCUUCAGAACAAGUGCUUACUCACUUCGACGGAAAUGCCAAAAUUAUAUUAACUGUAGAUGCUUCGCCUAGUGGUUUAGGGGCAAUUUUAUCUCAAGUUGAUAAGGACGGCCAAGAAAAACCUAUUUCAUUUGCAUCCCGAACGUUAAAUAAUGCGGAACGGCGCUAUUCUCAAAUACAAAAGGAAGCCACAGCGAUCAUAUUUGGAGUAAGGCGAUUCCAUCAGUACCUAUAUGGUAGGUCCACACCAUUUGUACUACGUACAGACCAUAAACCUCUUCUUUCUAUCUUUGGGCCUCAUAAAGGUAUACCUGAAGUAUCCGCAAAUCGCUUGCAACGAUAUGCUUUGUUUUUGACUGCCUACAAUUAUACUAUAGAGUAUAUAAAAAGUGCAGACAAUAGCGCGGACUACCUGUCUCGCGCGAGCCUGCCGGCGGCGGCUGCGCGGGAGGGGGAGCGCGCGGACGUCGGCUGCGACAGCGCAGCGUAUGUGUGUUUUGUAGUGGAGGGAGCGCUCCCAGUAACUGCACGCGAAUUGAGUAAUGCAACUGUUGAGGAUUGUAUUUUGAAAAGUGUUAGUAACUACAUACUUAAUGGUUGGCCUAAAAGUAUGUCAGAUAGCCGUAUAAAACCAUACCAUCUUUGCAGAUGGGAAUUGUCAGUCGAAAAUGGAUGUGUCAUGCGCGGUCAUAAAGUUGUAAUUCCCGAGUCGUUGCGUGAGCGAGUUAUGUCCGAGCUCCAUACAUCUCAUAUGGGAAUCGUAAAAACUAAAGCAGAGGCACGCGCACGAUUUUGGUUCCCGGGUAUUGACGAAGCGCUGGAGCGCAUGAUAGGCUCGUGCGCGGUGUGCGCGCAGCUGCGAGCGUCGCCGCCGCGCGCGCCUAUAUCGCCGUGGAAAUAUCCUCCGCGGCCCUUCCACCGAGUACAUUUAGAUUUUCUUGGUCCCAUAAAUGGACGCGUUUACUUAGUCAUAGUAGAUGCUUAUAGUAAAUGGGUGGAGGUGUAUGAGAUGAGCUCUAUUGCCACCUCCGUUGUAAUAGAUAAAAUGUAUGAGUUCAUGUCAAGGUUUGGAUUGAUUCAUACUUUAGUAACAGAUAACGGCACUUCUUUUUGUUCGCAAGAGUUUGAUAAUUUCUGUAAAUUAAAUGGUAUCUCUCACAUGACGUCACCGCCGUACCACCCAGCCAGUAACGGCCAAGCGGAGUCUUACGUCAAAAUAGUCAAACGGGGAAUUAAGUCGAGUCUACAAACUAGUGAUACUCAAAAACAAUGUAAAUUAAAGUUAUUAAAGUACCUAUUUGAUUAUCGUAAUUCUAUCCACACAACGACGGGAACGUCACCGGCUCAGCUAGUGUUUGGUCGCCAGUUGCGGUCGCGGUUAGACCUGCUGAACCCGUCACCGUCGCCCUCGUCGACCUCACUCGCUGAACAUGUUCAUUCCAAACAGUGUUUACAAACUGAAGCGCACGGUGGAAAGAACACUAAGUUUCUGCCUGAUCAAUCAGUGUUAUACAAAAAAUAUCUUAACAAUAAUAAGUUUAUCUGGUCGAAAGGUAUAGUUAUUAAGGAAAUUGGAACUAUGUUAUAUUUAAUUAAGGAUUGUUUUACAUCUGUUCUGGUUCGUAAACAUAAAAAUCAAUUGUUACAUUAUAAGGGGCCGCCAAUAAACUGUAGCAAUAAUAAUUGUAGUAAACCGGGGGACUGCACAAUCGAUACCCAUCAUGAGGCAACAGUGUUUGAUGACAUCACAAUAUCGGGGCCACCGAGUGACUCAUUGUCAUCUACACAACCGCAGUUUACAAAUGAGUCUCUCACUGAAGGGAGAGGAGGGAACGAGAUGCCGCCACCUGCAUCUGUUGAUGGCGUCGCAACGCCACCACCUGCAUCCGUUGACGACGUCACAACGCCGCGCGAUUCUCCUUCAUGGUGUGGCGUAACGAUGUCAAGAGGAGUGCGACGACCGCCAUCUGAAGGUGACAAUGAGUUCUACGAUGUUGAUGAAAGUCCAGAUGAGAGAAUUGCAGAGACUACAAAUAUCGGAAGAUCUAGACGUAAUCGUCCCCCGGUCGAUUAUAAAAGGUUCUUCUAA
Messenger RNA from Ostrinia furnacalis (Asian corn borer), 4331 nucleotides. RefSeq lists its product as uncharacterized. Lineage: Eukaryota; Metazoa; Arthropoda; Insecta; Lepidoptera; Crambidae. The record is from RefSeq and is a predicted model, not a curated record. The transcript has a single exon. Gene Ontology annotation, biological process: DNA integration. Gene Ontology annotation, molecular function: nucleic acid binding; zinc ion binding.